Messenger RNA from Caenorhabditis auriculariae, 8794 nucleotides. The record is from the annotation of a GenBank genome assembly. Lineage: Eukaryota; Metazoa; Nematoda; Chromadorea; Rhabditida; Rhabditidae.
AUGGGCCUUUCGCGCAUUUUCCUUAUUUCAGGUUUGUUGAAAUGUCUCAUUUUUAAGGGUUUUUUCUAUUUAGUUUGCAUUGUGAGCUGCGGGAGUCUCCGACUUUUUGCUCGAACUGCUCGUAGUAUAUCGUUGAUUGAAAUAGACACGGAGGAGAGGUUAAAUAUCACAGUUUCAACGCCUCUGGUUUCGUCUAUAGUCGAAGAUGCUCAUGUUCUACUAGCUGCGGACAUCAGAAAUGUAGGACUGUUUUUGACUUUGCAGGAAAAAGUGUUUUCAGAACAUCGGAUAUUUUAUGACUCGAGGUAGCUUACAUGCUAUCAACAUAGAAGAUCGCCAGGUCAGAGAACUUGGAAAAAUUGGUCACCAUGUUGAUGAUUCGCCUUCGAGUAUCGAUUUGGACUGGAUAACUGGCCAGGUUGGAGUUCAUUUUCCUUAAUAAGAGAGGUCAUUUUAGUUUGCCUUUUUGGAAUUUUUUGUUCUCUAGCCAUAACACUUUUUCGUUGACCAGGAAAAAAAAGUUAUGGUUUAACCUACACAGCUUCCUUUUAGAAUUUUGAGAUCUUUCUUCGUUUUUAAAAUGUUUUUCUCGAAAAUUGGGCAGUUGUGCAAGUUGAGAUUUUCAGGAUUUUCUCCCUAAUACAUUUAUGAGUUUCAGUAAACAGUAUGAAAAGCUCUUCCAGCAAAAAAAAAACAUGAAUUUCCUUGUAAGACUUUUCCAACCAUGAAGCUUUUUUCAUUUUUUGCUGAAUUUUUUUUUGAAGAAAAUUCAACUAAGUUUCGAAAAGAUUGAAAAUUCGUUUGAGAAAAGAUAAUAGAGAAUUCAUUUCCGUGUUUCACAGUUCUACGUUGGAGUGCAAGGAGACCAUGAUAGCAGUGGUAGAAUUGAAGUAUGCUCAAUUAGCGACGUCUCAAACUGUGCUGUGGUCCUUUUCGACGGUCUUGAUUAUCUUUAUUCUCUCGUCGUUAAUCCAUCAGAAGGGUAUGAAAAUUUAUAAAUGAAGUAAAACAGUUUUCUUCACAGAUUGAUGUACUGGCAGAAUGGAAUUUCAAAUAGCGUCGAAAGCGCUUACAUGAACGGAAGCAAUCACGACAGGACUCCGAUCGAGGUAGAAUUUUCUCUCAAUUUGGAUACUUCAGAGAACUUAUUUUUUUCUAUCUUCAGUUUACAGCCAAGUUUAAAAUUGAUAUCCCGGUUCAACUUCUGAAAGUUCUAGCAACCCAGUAGUUUGACGGUAAUUCCUUUUUUAGGAAAAAAACUUCUUAUUUAUUUAAAAGUUUCGCAAAAUUUUCAUGCCUUAAAAUAAGCUUGAUGAAGUUUUGAACAGAUCUCCAGUACAAAAAUAAAAAUUUCAUCCGCCUUUGGAAGACUUCCCUAUCAAGUGGUCUUAGUCAAUUCUGAGCGAAAGCUGUAUUCGAGAUUUUCAUUUUCACUUUACAGACUGCUGAAACAAUGUUCGCACAACAAAAUAUCCGCCUGACGUCACUCACAUUUCACCCUCCCUCACAACGGAUGUUUUUUGUGAGGUCUUUAGGCUCAGCAAAUGAAAUUGUGGCUUGUCAUCUGACCGGAUCUCGCUCUUGCCAAGUUCAGGCCGUAGCUGAUGAUAUCAUCCAUUUGGCCGUUUCUGAGGUUUUUUUUUGUUUCAAAAAUGCUCCUCUCAAUAAAAUCACAUAUUUAAUUAGCUACUCAGAAAUACCUUAUUUGGUCAAUGAGUGUCCAUGGCUCUCUCAUGUACUGCACUAUCGACAACUGCCAAGAAACGAAACAAAUGGUCAAAGUCGCUGGUGUGGAAACUUUUGUCGUACUCGAUCCGGCUCUCCAGCCUCAUAAAAGUGUUUUUUAUCUUUACUCUUUGAAAAAUGAUAAUGUUGAAGACAAACACCCAAAUCCAUGCGCCAGGAGAAAUUUCGGUUGUUCGCAUUACUGCCUUCUGACGCAUGGAAGACCUCACGCAAGUUGCGCCUGUCCUAUUGGUAUCGCUCUUGAAAAAGAUGGCAGAACUUGUCAGAAGAAAGGGAUUGAUAAGGUUUCUGAAAGAUUCCGAGAAAAAUUAAUUGAUUUUUUCAGAUGUUAUUGAUUUCGGCUCUGAAUGGUUUGUAUAAAAUCUCCCUGGAUACUUCAGAUUUAACUUCCAUUCAAAUAAAAUAUGAGGUAUUUCGAUACUGUAACAGCUACCGAAUCGUUGAAUGAUAGGGUCAUGAGCAAGGACAAAAGUUGGAUGGAGUCGAGUUCGACCAAAAAACUAAAUUUGUGUAUUGGUUAGAAGGGCUUCGAGAGGAACCAACAAGUUCUGUUUUUGGAAAAGUUGUCAAAAGAUGCCUUAUAAAUGGAUCAAACACAAAGGUUGUCUUUUAAUUUUUAUCAUCAAAAAAAAUGAAUUUGAGGUCAUUCUCACUGUUCCAACAAACGUAAAAGCAAUAAAAAUCGACCCUCCUACUCAAAAUUUGUAUUGGCUCGAAGAAGGGAUAACGUCGAGGAUUGGAGUAAAAAAAAUUUAAUUAGAAAAUCAAUUGAUUUUACUGGUUUAGAUGACAAGUUUAUCAACUUUUUUUUCUAAAACCAUCAUUUUGAACGGCCUGAGGGGCGCAAAAGCUUUUGCCUUGAAUUACGAGAAACGGAUCAUUGUCGUUGCAAGUGAGAGUUCCGAGUUAUUGAGAUCCAACAAUCAUUGAUUAAGGUGAUCGUGAAGACUACGGUAUCAUCGAACAGUUUUCAUUGGAUGGAAAAAAUCGUACAAGAAUCGUAAGUUUUUUCCAAAAUUUAACAAAUGACCAUUUUCAGUUAUCAUUGCCCCAAGGUCAUUUUGUCAUCAGCAUCGACUUUGACGUAAAAGCUAACAAAGUAUACUGGACAGAAAGUAAUUCUACCCAAGUCGCUGUCAGUUUUCACAGCUCAUUUAAUUAUAAUCUUUUCAACUUCUCAGUGGCUUGAUCUGAACGAAGGAAUAGCGGAAAGGAUCGAUUUCCCACCAUCCAUUCGCCUCGCACAACCUAAUAUUGUUUCUGUUCUUGGUGAGAUUUGAACUUCUUCAUAGCAAAUCUCGAUCAAAUUUGAAGAAGAAACGAUUUUCUUCAAUUCCUUCGCUGAGCGUUAUCUUCUCAAAAUGGUCCCUAGUGGUUAGUACUUUUUAAUAUAUAUAUAUUUUUUUCUGCAAUGGCUUGAAUUCAUUUUUUAUUUUUUGUGUUUGUCGCACUGGUUCUGUCUAUUUUCACAGAUAAAAAGAGAAAGAUAAGUCGGAACAUUCGUUCAUUGUAAGUAGGGUAUUUUCAUAAAAUAUCCAUAAUUUAUUCCAGAAGCCGACGAAGCUGACAAAAUUGAAGUUUCAAUAUUUGGGUCCAGUGGAAUGAAAGCCAUCUCGAUGUUCAACAAUGACAUCAAAAAAGAUGUUUGCUCUGUUUCAAACGGUGGAUGCCAGCAUAUUUGCACCAGUAAUUAUGCUUUGUGAGUUCAUGACUUAUUUAUCAAUAAAUGUUUAAAAAGUGUUCCAUUUUGCUGGUUUUAAAAUCAUCUAAUUUUAAAUUUCAGGAAACCGGUCUGUCUUUGUGCAGAUGGCUUUGCCUUGAAAGACGAUGGAAUCAGCUGCACGGCCUUCUCCGAAAUGUUUUUCAUGAUUUCUGGCCGAGGACAGAACUUUCUGGAAAUUGUUACUUCAGGGAGGUAAAUUUAGAAUACAGGUAAAACAAAUGAAUUUUGUUAUUCAGUUUGCCCCAAACGAAUAACUUCAUUUCAAACUACAACGACGUUUUCAAGAAGAUUCUCUGCGCAAGCGUUGACAACGUGGGAAAUCUCCAAUCAUUUCAGAGAGAAACAUUGUUUCAGUUUCAAUCUGAACUGAUUAUCGCUGGCAUAUCAGUUGAUGGAUACGGAACAAUCGCCAAAGCUCUAAUUCCAUCUGUUUCAAACUACAGUGUAGUCACAGCCAUUCCAUCGAUUACAGUACUUCUUAGCGAGUCUAGUUUGAACGGCGUGGUCAGUAUUGCUGUAGACCAAACUUCGAGGAACAUAUUUUGGUGAGACAAAUAUCAAAAAAAAAUCAUUCUUUUGAUAACCAGGACAAACGCUCACACAAAUCGUGUAGAAGUCUGUGAUAUGACGGGCCAGUUUCGGAGGGCUUUGGCUUGGAAAAACACUUAUCCAAGACAAAUGGUUCUGAGCUCUACGCAAAAAGCAAUUUUCUACGUGAAUGCAGCAAAAAACGUCACCAUUCGAGUAAUUAAAAUGACGUUAUUACUUUUCAUGAGAGCUAAUAUAUCCAGAAGCUUCCAAUGUCCGGUGAUGUUUCUGGUGGCGUGGAUAUUAUCACAGAGCUGGAGAACAUCUUAUCACUGUCUAUCGAUGAACAAAACUCUCAAAUUUAUUGGGUGGAAAACAAUGAUGUUUGGAUUGUAUCCGUCGCAUUGUUAGAUGGCAAGUUUAUUUCUUAUAAAAGUUUCGAGAAAGAAAAUAAAAAAUUUGAUUUUAUUCUUGUCACUAUCGUUGAAAGUGGUGUAAACCAAAGAAACGCCACAACACACGAUGAUGACUAGACUUGGAUCAAAUUGCAAGAAAAAGUUUGAAAUAUCCCGAAUAAUUGGUAGGCAGUGAUAGUGAAUGCGUUUAAUUCAUAACAAACAGAGCUGGUCUGAAAUUUUGAAAGCGUUAUUAAACAUUGCUUUCACCAGCAGAAUAGCUUGCGGGAUGUCUAGGAGGCGAGGGAUAGGUCGACAUGAAUUGUAGUUUCGGCGCCCUCCUCAUUUUGUCAAAAUGCACGCGCAUGUGCUCACAGUGACAUUAACCUAUAAAAACCGUAAAAAGUCUACAAAAAUAUAAAAAGGAAAUUGCAUCGUCUGUAAUUGAUAAUUUUUAGUUGAACUUUCUUAGGUUGAAUCUUUCUUAACAAAUCGAAGAUCCAAAUUCAGGAAAACAGCGUGAGAUUCUUUACGUCGGAAAAGAUCGAAAUCCGCUCGACAUCAGUUUCUAUAACAAUCUACUUUACUUCAUCGAGAACUCGGGCUCUGCGGAUACUCCGGGAGUUCUUGGAAAUUACGAUGGAAUGGCUUUCAAAUCAAUUCACUCAAACAUGCCUCACAUAAGCAGCUUCAAACUUCACCAGCGUCAAGAAAAGCCUAAUAAGAGUUUGUGGAAUCGAUGUUCCUUCUAAUUCUUCUUCUUUUUUUUUUUAGAAAUUGACUUGUGUGGUUGGGAAACAAACAGAUGCAAACAGCUGUGUCUACCUAAAGAAAGAGAAAACGAACGCUCUUUUUUUGGAUUCGAAGAGUCGCACUCCGAAAUGUGCACCUGCUCGGACCAUUUUUUCUUAGAGAGUUCAGCUGCCGUUGCCACUGUAGCUGCUCAAUGCAAACGUCAGUUCGGGAUCAAUAGCGGAACAAAAAAAAAUUAAAUUCAGCAAUCGCUCAGUCAGUCUUUGCUGUAACACAUAAUGGAAUAUCGAUGUUGUCCCUUCAUCGCUUAGCCGACAAAUCAAUGACAUGGCGCCAAGUACAAUAGUUUUCAGGCUUGAUAAGACUCAUCUCAUUCUAGGAUCCAAUAACCCGAUUGCCUCUGAAAUUCAAGCGCUCUACCGUGAUCUCCUCCAUUUCAUACCAUUCCGUAUUUCGCACCCUCUUUUGGAUCGAACAAGAUGACCCUACUUCUAUUAAAACUGCAAGUGUUGAUCAUCCUUAUGAGGUUUUACUUUUCUAUCUGAAAAGUUUCCAAAGUAUUUUUUAGCGGCUGGCUUUCAACAGCUUGACUUCGAGUCAUUGCAAUUUCUUCGUUGCUUUGGCUGUUGACGAUGUCGGGAACCAGUUGUACACGACAUGUUACCGUAGCUCGACGGGAUUUGUAGCCGUUUAUUCCAUCUCCGUAUACAAUUAUUUCGAAUUCUCAGAAAAUUCUGAUGUUUUUCUUUUCAGAAUUCUCCGAUUUUAUUGAAAUACAUUGGUAUUGUUGUCUCCGGAGAUGCGGCUGCUUCCGCAACAGGAAUUCCGACGCAACCACGCGCCAUUAUUGUGGUUCCUCUGAAAAAGUCUCAGGAAAUCUGAAUGCGCGAAGAGAGGAAAAAUUUUCAGUAUUUUUUUCUAUGUGGACAAAAGUGGGGUAGCUAAACAAGGGACAAGUUCUAUUGUGAAGUGCUCUCUGGACGGCAAAAAAUGCAUCAAUUGGCUGACCGAAGUAAUUUUUUUGUGUAUUUCAAGCAAAAAAAAUCUUUCCAGGGAGUAUCGGCCAACACGAAAUUACAGGCUGAGUUGAACAUUGAGAGCUCUCGUCUUUUUUAUACUGUAAAAAUCACGAGUUAUUCAUAAUGAAAUCUUUUUUUCAGAGCAAGACGGGUGUUUGGUCAAGAGAUAUUGCUUCGGCAACUUCUCACGUCAGACAUCAUUACUCUUCGCAGCAAGGAACUACGGAAUACGCGGUGGCUCCCCUUGAUGAAGUCAUAGUACUCGUUGCGGAUAUUCACAAACAGUUUUUCUCAACAAAAUAUAUACAUCUUCAAUAAUCCUUUCAGAAAAUCGUUUGUGAUUGAUUUGCUGAUUAAUGAGACAAUUCCCGCGCUUACCGACACUUAUUUGUUAACUAUAACAUGUGAGUUUUUAAAGAUUCAUGAAAUUCCAGUAUGAAAAUUUUCCUGUAAUAACUUUUUUCGAGAACCAGAAUUUUCUCUAAAACAACUUUUCGAACGUCUAGCUGAAAUUUUUUCAAUGUCGCUUCUUAAAUUUUUUUCGAAAUCUAACCGUGGGAAGUUCAAAAAAUAUGGAAAAAAAUUCUGAAGUAAACUUGAGAUGAGACGAUAAAAAGAUAUAGGGCAAAAAAACUAAGAAUUCUCAAAUUUGUAUAGGGAGCGAUCAAAAGUAAUAUUAUCCUAAAUUUAAAAAAAUUCUUUUUGCGAGUUUAAAGUAUUUUUUUAAGUAUUUUUGUUUGCUAAUAGGUUCUCUAAUUUUGUCCAUGUAAAAUUCGUUUCAGCUACCUUGGAAGCUCAAAGCAAAACUUGCCGGGAAUCCGGAUGCUCUCACAUGUGCCGCUACGCUCGAGAAAAAGAUGCCCCCAUUCAAGAAAAGUUUGAAUGCUUGUGCCCCAUCGGAUUUGCGCUCAGCUCAGAAAGGCAAAUCAAACAAAGAUUAUUUUCACAGUUUUACUAUUUUCAGCAGCAAAAUCUGCGUCCCGAGUGUAACUUGCGAACCUUGGCAGUUUUCAUGUGCUGAUGGGCAACAGUGUGUUCAUGCAGCCAAAAAAUGUGAUAGGGUCAAUGACUGCAAGUGAGUUUCGCUCAAAAGAUUGAUAAAGACUAAAGUGAUUUCAGCGAUCACAGCGAUGAAACCUCAUCCCAGUGUUCUACCGUAGGCGAAGGUUGGCCCUGCGACGACGGUACAUCCAGUGUUAAUCGUACUUUUGUGUGCGACGGCUUCACGCAUUGCCCUGACGCUUCUGAUGAACUUCAUUGCAGGUUAAGAUUUGAGGCUUUGAAUGAAAAACUCAUUUUUGUUUGUUUCCUCAAAAAAAAUGAUAUGAUCGCAUGCUUUUUCGAAAUUAGCUCUGUACUUUUAGCGUUUAUAAUAAAAUAUUGCAAAAAAAAAAUCUUUUAGAUGCGAAAGACCUCAUGAAAACUUUGACUGUGGAGCGUGGAGCAGUUCAAAUUCAAAGAAAUGCGUCCCAAGGAUCUCGAUGUGCAAUCAAAAUUUGGAUUGCGAGUUAGGAGAAGACGAGAGUGCAUUGGUAAUCACUCGAAGCUCUUAGCUUUACUGAUUAUUUUCUUUGAGGUUUGCUUCCGAUUUUCUGCUAUUCAAAGCAACGCCGGUUGGUUGUACAGCGUGCUUCUGGCCAUUGUCAUAUUACUCAUCCUGAUCCUCGUCAUGUUCUGCUGUGCCAGGUGAUUUUGUAUUUUUUAUUUAUUCUGAAUGGUUCACAGGCAAGCGAAGGCGCCAUCGCCGACCAAUUGCACGAUGACCACUGACAGGAACGAAGCGAGUUCUUUACUUCCUUCGACGGCUAUUCCUCGGCCACCGCAGUUCCUUCCAGACCAAGUCCGCAUUGAAAAAAAAAACGAAAUUCAAUUUGAUAUCAUGUUCAGGUCCCGUUGCAUUCAUAUUCUGUAACAAACAGCUCUUCAACGUGUAUCGCUUUGCCGCCACCGAAUUCGAGCUGGACAGCGAGCAAAAUUUCAUCGAGCGCCGAAAUUCCACCUCAUCGUUUUUACGCCCCACCGCCAAGCACUGCAAGGUUUCUGAGACGCAUACACACAAUUUGAAUGAUUUAUUUCAGCCUCUCAACUUAUGGAGUUGUGAGACCUACUGACAUUCGGAUGAUUCCUCGUAGCAGUCAUACUCGAAGGCGGAGAACUCAGAGUCCCGACGAUAGCUCGGUAUAGUUUUUGUUUCAGUCUUGCGAUGGACUAAUAUUCUGCGGCUCAGCUACUGAAGCUCGAACUUAAAGAGUUGAAAUUUUUUAAAACUCAAUGAAUUUUCUACUUUGAUUUAAAAUCACGGCGCUUCAUGAAAGCUUCCUGCACCGUUUUAUCAAUUGUUCAAAACUCAAUAGCGCACCUCCGGUAGUUUCAAAAAUAUCAACUUCUAUCAGCGCCGGCUUUUUUGGUUUUCUCAAAUUCUGAAUUUUUUUUUCUCGAACUCUGAAAAAAAAAAAAUUAAGGUCGAGAACGUGAGAAUGACGUCAACGCCUCGGAAUGGGAAAUAUACCGAUUCACCAAAAAUGUUCGACACAAAAACUCGGCCGUCGCCAAUCGCUUUUCAACCCAUACAUCAUUCCUCAACUUCUUCACUUUCAAGUCAUAGUAGUGAUGAGAAUCCACGGUAUUGA